Molecule: messenger RNA, 1048 nt
Organism: Sphaerodactylus townsendi
Lineage: Eukaryota; Metazoa; Chordata; Lepidosauria; Squamata; Sphaerodactylidae
Exons: 5
Coding region: 63-677 (204 amino acids)
Source: RefSeq, a predicted model, not a curated record
AAGGAAGGGGGCGUGCCCGGCGGAGGAGCGGGCCAAUCCGGAGAGCAGAUGGCGAAGAGCCAAUGGGAGAGCGUGGCUCGGAAAUAGCGCGCGUGCCGUGGUGCUCGUCUGAACGGCCUCUCUCGCACGCGUGUCCAGAGUCCCGUUCCCAGAUGCCGGCUAACGUAGAGAUCAAGGCCCGGGUGCAAAAUCUGACACAAUUGAUGAGUAAUGCUGAGCGGCUGAGUGGGUCACCAGGCUGUGUCAUCCUUCAGACAGAUACCUUCUUUUCUGUGCCCUGUGGACGGCUGAAGCUGCGUGACUUCCGGGAUGGCCGUGGACAGCUGAUAUUUUAUGACCGUCCUGACGCACAUGGCCCAAAGCUCUCCCAUUAUGCCAUCUCACCCACAGAAGAUCCCACAGGUCUGGCGGCUGUUCUCUCGCAGGCCCUGGGAGUGAAGGGUGUGGUGAAGAAGCACCGUCGCCUGUACAUGGUGGGCCAGACCCGAGUCCACGUGGAUCGUGUGGAAGGGCUGGGUGACUUCAUGGAGCUGGAGGUGGUGCUGGAGGAGCAGCAAAGGCCGGAGGACGGAGAGCGCCUGGCCCGGCAGCUGAUGGCGGAGCUGGGCGUCAGCCAAGAGGACCUGCUCACCGGGGCCUACCUGGACCUGCUGGGAAGGGAGGCGCCUCAGGCCUGAGGCCACCCAGGGACGCUGCGAGGCUGAUGUGGCCGCUGACCUUUCCAGAGCAGGGCGGCUCCCCUUAAUGCCACAGACUUCCAUUCACACCAGUUCGGCACGGAUCCAAGAGCUCCCCCAGCAGGGGUGGCUGUCGAGACUAAAUUGAGCCCUUGCAGAUUGGAAAGGCUGGACCCAAAGAUAAACAGUCUGUUGGCCCAGCUGACUUUCCCCAGACAGCUGCUUUCCGUGUGCCAGGAUCCUCUGAUGCUCCGGGGCAUCUCGGCCCACCGCGCUCGGCCCAGACAGACUUGAGGCAGUAAAUGUCUGAGCUGGAAGCCUCUCCUCCGACCCGCGCACAUGUCGCCCCCAAUAAACGUGUUGUUCUUUCA